This is a messenger RNA of Arachis stenosperma, 1620 nucleotides long. RefSeq names its product putative transferase At4g12130, mitochondrial. Gene Ontology annotation, cellular component: mitochondrial matrix. The transcript has 5 exons. NCBI's taxonomy places the organism in Eukaryota, Viridiplantae, Streptophyta, Magnoliopsida, Fabales, Fabaceae. Gene Ontology annotation, molecular function: protein binding. Bases 104 to 1330 code for a protein of 408 amino acids. The record is from RefSeq and is a predicted model, not a curated record.
CUCUUCCCUCAGUCUCUCUCACACCUCUUCUUCUUCUUCAACUUCAACAUCACUGUUUCCAGUUCCCACGAUUCCGAAACACUGCGACAAAACAGUAGUAUCUAUGAAUCGCGUUGCAUUCACCAAAUCAAUUUAUGGGCGCUUCAGAAGCAUCCACCACACCGCCUUUAAACAAUUCUCCGACCACCGCGAAACCCAGCAGCUAUUGGAUGCUGGUCCCGUGGCGUCUCUCUUGAAAUCGCGGGGUGUUAUCCGGUUCCGAGGUCCUGACACACUCAAGUUCCUUCAGGGUUUGUUGAGCAACGAUGUACGCAGCUUCGGUGAACCCCUGGGUGAGAAAACCGCGAAUGUGCCAACGCCCAAUGUUCCUGUGGCCACUGUGCCUCCUCUAUACGCCGCACUUUUGACCCCUCAGGGAAGAUUCCUUUAUGACUUUUUCCUCUAUAAGCCCCCCAAGCCUGAUACCAAGCUUGAUGAUACCGGCACUGCCCCUGGCUCCGACCCUCAUGAUCCCUUUGAUUUGUUCGCCGAUGUUGAUGCUUCUGCUUUGGCUGAAUUGCUUCACACCUUAAAGAAAUACCGGUUGAGGUCAAAGGUUGAGAUUGAUGAUGUCACAGAGCAAUUCUCGUGCUGGCAGCGUUACGGUGCUGGUGUUCCUGUUAAGUCCUCCAACAAAGAAGAACCAGAAGCUGCCUCUCUUGGCUGGGGUGCUGGUGUGGACAAUGCUGGAGUGUCAUCUUCACGUGCAAAUAAUGUUGGAUGGCAGUGGUUUAAGGAUCCUAGAUUGGUCUGUCUGGGUUUCAGAGGGAUCUUCCCAUCGAAUACAAUUCCACCUCUUGUUGAGGUUGGUAAAGAAACAGAUGAACAGAAUUACCUUUUGUGGAGAAUAGAGCAAGGGGUAGCAGAAGGAUCGAGCGAGAUCCCGAAAGGUGAGGCAGUACCACUAGAGUACAAUCUUGCAGGCCUUAAUGCUAUUAGCUUUGACAAAGGUUGCUAUGUCGGCCAGGAACUCAUAGCUCGAACACACCACAGAGGGGUGAUAAGGAAGCGUGUAGUUCCUCUAAAGUUUAUCGAUGAUGAUGGGAAAGAAGUAGAAAACAAGGUGAUUCCUGGGUCAGAAGUGAUGAACAUUGCAUCUGGCAAAAGGGCUGGUACAGUAACUACCGCCAUGGGAUGUCGCGGGUUGGGGCUCUUGCGGCUAGAUGAUGCCUUUAAAGGGUCCAAUACAUUAUCCAUACAAGGACAAGAGGAUGUGAAGGUUGUCGCUAGUAAACCCGAUUGGUGGCCUUCUGAAUGGCUUCAAGAUCAGCAACAAACUGCUUAUGCGUAAAAUUCUAAUCUUGUUCAAGGGGCAAGCAUGUCAAAUAAAAAUUGUGGGUGAAUAGAAGAGCUGGUAAACAGGGAGUUAAUGUAAUUUUAAAUAAAUACUAAUCCUUCCACUGGCUUGGGAGAACAAUGCAGACGACUUUUGUGAAUUUUCUUGCAUAAUGAGUUUCGUUAUGGUAAUGGUAGUUUGGCAUUGUCUCCUCCUAAAGAACUUGAACGCAGAACAAUUGUGUUGGGAAGGCCAUCAUCUUGCUUGUUUCCACUUUCAACUUUAAACCAUACAUAUAUUGUUAA